CGUAGCAACACCUCGCUCAUGCAGGCGCUCCUAUCACCUUCCUUCAUUAAAACCGCGACACAAUACGACAAGCCUGAAUAACACUUUUCCUCUAUCUAACUCCGUGAAACGUGUGAAGCGUUUUACACAACUGACACGUCGAACGACCCCGCGCUGUUUUAUUUACAAACGAAAAUUGUCGAUUCCGGUGUUUAAAAGUAAACACGAUUGGUGAAAUUUAUAUUAUGUAGUUAUGUGAAUUAUCUCAGUGUGACUUGUUUGAAUGCUACGAGGAUUCUGAGAAUUAAAUAACAUGAAAACUAUUUAAUCUAAAGGUACAUACAUAGCUUUUCCCUGCUUAUUGACGUAUCCAUUGAUGCAAAUCGAAGACGUUCUUCGUCGUCGAUUACAUCGGAGGUUUUAAAGGAGCCGGGCGCUAAUUGAAGCAAUGUGGAAGACAUAGAACAUACUAGAAAAAUGAAUGAAGUGAUUCGUUCCGCACAGAGCACCAUGGCGUUGCUGUGGAUUUUGUCGGGGCUGGCUGUCAUUGAAGCUGUUAAAGUUGUUAUAGAGCCGCUGCCUAAAGAUCAUGUUCGGGAAUUUUCCUGUGGCGCCUUAUACUACAGGACCUUCUUUGUUGACUCGAAAAGGGAUGCACUCUAUGUUGGCGCUAUGGAUCGGUUAUAUCGGCUGAAUAUGAAUAACAUUAGUGCGUCGCAUUGCGAAAGAGAUUCAAUUAACUUAGAGCCUAGCAACGUGGCCCAAUGCGUAUCCAAAGGAAAGUCAGAGCAUUUCGACUGUCGAAACCACAUCCGCGUAAUUCAACCUAUGGGCGACGGAUCACGCCUGUAUGUAUGCGGUACCAAUGCUCACAGCCCUAAGGAUUGGGUCUUAUAUUCGAACUUGACGCACCUGCCUCGUUACGAGUACGUGCCGGGCAUAGGGAUGGGGGUUGCAAAAUGCCCGUAUGAUCCAGCGGACAACUCUACUGCUUUGUGGGUGGAGAAGGGCAACCCUGGCAACCUGCCCGCACUGUACUCGGGAACUAACGCCGAAUUCACCAAAGCCGAUACGGUGAUCUUCAGAACGGAUUUGCAUAACUUGACGACGGGACGACAAGAGUUUUCCUUCAAGAGAACUCUGAAAUACGACUCGAAGUGGCUCGACAAGCCUAACUUCGUUGGAUCGUUUGAUGUUGGUGAAUACGUUCUAUUUUUCUAUCGCGAAACGGCUGUAGAGUACAUUAAUUGCGGCAAAGCUGUGUAUUCGAGGGUGGCCAGAGUCUGUAAAAGGGACACAGGAGGCAAGAACAUUUUGAGCCAAAACUGGGCAACUUACUUGAAAGCCAGACUAAACUGCAGCAUACCCGGAGAAUUUCCAUUUUAUUUUAAUGAAAUACAGAGCAUUUACAAAAUUCCCGGCGACGAUAGCAAAUUCUAUGGUGUUUUCACAACAGCUUCGACUGGUCUCAUGGGAUCUGCGAUUUGCACCUUCACUAUCGGAGAUAUUCAGAAGGCUUUCGAAGGGAAAUUCAAAGAGCAGGCUUCCUCCAGCUCAGCUUGGCUUCCGGUCAUCACCAGCAAAGUACCGGAACCUAGACCGGGGACUUGUGUGAAUGACACGGCAUCUUUGCCAGACACAGUCCUUAAUUUUAUUCGGUCACAUCCCCUUAUGGACAGUGCCGUUUCCCAUGAACAUGAAAAACCGAUUUAUUACAAAAGGGACUUGUUCUUCACGAGACUUGUGGUAGACAGAGUGAAGGUCGACAUGAUGGGACACCAGUUGGACUACACCGUGUAUUAUGCUGGAACAAACGAAGGAAAAAUACACAAGAUUGUACAGUGGACUAGAAAUGGAGACAGUCAGUCGGCUCUGCUUGACAUAUUUGACGUUACUCCAGGAGAGCCGAUACAGGCAAUGGCUAUUUCGCGUAUCCACGGCUCGUUGUAUGCAGCAUCUGAUAGAAGAGUGCUACAACUCCGUUUGGCUUUGUGUGCGAGACGGUAUGAUGCUUGCGUAAGGUGUGCAAGAGAUCCGUACUGCGGAUGGGACAGAGAUGCUAGCGUCUGUCGCGAGUAUAUACCUGGACUGAUUCAAGAUGUAGCCAAUGAGACAGCCGAUAUCUGUGAUUCAUCAAUUUCUCGGAAGAGCGUGUCGGCUACGUGGGGCCAAAGCCUCCACUUAGGAAGCUUUGUGAAGAUGCCAGAAGUACUCCAACCUAGGGCUGUCACUUGGUUUCACUAUUCAAGGGAAAAGGGUCGUCACCCGAUUACAUUUAAUAAACCAGAAAAGUAUAUCGAGACCUCAGAGCAUGGACUACUGAUAAUCGCUGUGAAUGAAGCGGACGCUGGAAGAUAUGAUUGCUGGCUAGGAGGCUCUUUGUUAUGCUCAUAUAACAUCACUGUUGACACACAUAGGUGCUCGCCGCCGGAGAAAAGCAAUGAAUAUCAAAAGAUAUAUUCAAAUUGGUGUCACGAGUUCGAAAAGUACAAAACUGCUAUGAAGACGUGGGAAAGAAAGCAAGAGCAAUGCGCUCGGCAAAAUGAUUCGAAUCAGAACACGCAUCCGAACGAAAUAGUGUGAUAGCUCCUGAGCAUCGCCUAUCUCAUGUUUCAGUCUGUUAAUUAUUACAUAGGAGUAAUACCGAUACCGUACCUUACGGCCGGCCUCAGGUACUUCAAUAUAUUCUCGUGAGAAAAUCCGUCAUGCAACAGCAUCCGCUCCAGAUAAAUAAUUCCGUGACUAAUAUAUACAAGAUAGUGAUGUGCUAUAGCAAUAGAGAACCUAUAGCUUUUAUAAAGACUUUCAAAGUGUAGUGAUGAUUAACAAACAACAUAGUGAACAGUUCAGCAAACCCAUUAGGAACAUGAGAAGGUGGUGGGACUCUCAAGUUUGACGGACAUUUUAAUAUUUAAUGAAAAAUUGGAUCGAAAUAACAAGCGUUGUGAGUUGCUUUGUUUGUGAAUGUUAUGUAUAAAAGUGAUUAGAAAUUGUAUUUUCGAACUGUAAGUACGCUUUGUUUGUUGGAUAAGCAUAGAAAAUUUGUUAGUUGUAUUAAAACAACUUAGUUUUUAUAUACCAGAAGAAGCAGUCAUUUAUUUGGAUUUCGAUUUACAAAAAUCUAUUAAUUUCCAAUUAACUCCUAACUAAUAGUAUUAUUUAGCUAUGCAGUUUAUUCGUUCAGCAAGUAUAAUUUUAUAAAAAAAUGUUAAAGUAUCAAGACUUUUACAUGAUAGUACAUUAGCGAUUCAAGUAUAUUGAUACGUAUCGCGGCGCGUUAGUACAGCCGCGGUCGUAAUUUGAAAUCUCCGAGGGUUGUGGGAGGGCUCUCCUCAUUAUUUUUCCCCUAUUUGUGUAAAUAGUUACCUAAUUUCGUUCAACCGUAUUUCAUAAGUACGUAUAGAAUGCACGUCCCUACUUGUAACGUAUAAUUUAAGCCUGUGAUAUAAUAAGAAAUUCGUUUAGUAAAAAGUAAUUUAAGCAUUUACGCGGACGUAUGACUAAAUUAUCGCUCAUUAUACACCCGUAGAUUUAAUGAGGCUUUUAUUUUAAUAUAACCUAGACACGCUAUGACGUCAUACUUUGAUUGAAGCAAUAAAUGAAUGUAGGCAAUCCCCGUUUUAGGGCAACAAUUUUUAUAUAGCUGUUAAAUUAUUACAAAACCGUGUUUAUAACUUAAUGGUCUACGACUUUUCAGUAAGGAAUUUCGUGGACACGUGAAGCUGAUGAUGUCACCGUUCCGUUAAUCUUAUAAUGGUUUUUUUUAAUUUUUUUAUUUGAUGACUUUUUACAUAAU
Messenger RNA from Bombyx mandarina (wild silkworm), 3775 nucleotides. It is a transcript of the gene Sema2a, whose product is annotated as Semaphorin 2a. NCBI's taxonomy places the organism in Eukaryota, Metazoa, Arthropoda, Insecta, Lepidoptera, Bombycidae. The record is from RefSeq and is a predicted model, not a curated record. Gene Ontology annotation, biological process: semaphorin-plexin signaling pathway; neural crest cell migration; axon guidance. Gene Ontology annotation, cellular component: plasma membrane. Gene Ontology annotation, molecular function: chemorepellent activity; semaphorin receptor binding.